AUGGUGGCCAAACUUGGCAGGGGUGCUUUGAUGGCAAAGUUUGACGUUCAAAGCGCAUACCGCAAUGUGGCUGUUCUACCCUCCCAACGCUACCUGCUUGGCAUGAAGUGGCGGGGGAAGUUUUAUGUUGACCUGGUAUUACCUUUUGGUUUACGUUCGGCACCGUUCAUUUUUAAUUCGAUAGCGAAUCUCGUAGAAUGGAUUCUGCUUAACAAUUACAUGAUACGGGACCUCUUGCAUUACCUCGACGAUUACAUAACCGCUGGCCCCCCUUGCCGUCCCGAUUGCGCACGGAAUUUAGUCGUCGCGUCCUCGGUGUGCCAGAGUUUAGGCCUACCAUUGCAUCCGGACAAAACCGUGGGUCCAACUACGUGCUUGAUCGUCCUGGGUAUUGAACUUGAUUCUGUGCUACAAAUCGCGCGUCUUCCCGCCACCAAAUUACUAGCUCUCAAGGGUCUUUUCACGGAAUGGAGCGCGAGGAAGUGGUGUACACGCGUACAAUUGGAGUCGCUGAUAGGCAAACUCCAUCAUGCUUGCGUCGUUGUUUGGCCCGGUCGUACGUUUCUCCGUCGGAUGGUUAAUUUGCUGUGCGCGUUUCGGAGCCGUGAUCAUCCAAUCCGACUUAAUGUCGAAUUCCGUUUAGAUCUCCAGUGGUGGAUCGAGUUUCUAGACGAUUGGAACGGGACAAGUUUCAUCCUGCUCCCAGGUCUCAUGCCCGUGGCGGACUUAUGUGUUACAUCCGAUGCUGCUGGCGCUAUCGGGUACGGUGCAUUAUAUCACCAACAAUGGUUCAGCCAUAAAUGGAUGCCCUCUCAAAUGCCAAUGUCGAUUGCCUACAAAGAGUUCUUUCCAGUCGUUAUUGCCGCUCAUCUCUGGGGUGAUCAGUGGGCCCACCAACGGGUUUGCUUUCGUUUGGACAACUCUUCCGUGGUCCACAUUUUAAAUGCGCGUACCUCUCGGGAUCACCACAUUAUGGGUUUAGUACGUUCGCUCCUUAGUGUAGCUGCCCGGUUUAACUUUACUUUCCAAGCCCAGCACAUCCCUGGUCUAGCUAACCCCGUGGCUGACGCGCUGUCUCGUUUUCGUUGGCAGGUGUUCAAACAACUAGCUCCGGAUUCCUCAGCAACGCCCACGCCUAUUCCAAAAGAGAUCCUACAGCGGCUGGCUCCCACCAAUUAG
This is a messenger RNA of Paramuricea clavata, 1179 nucleotides long. Lineage: Eukaryota; Metazoa; Cnidaria; Anthozoa; Malacalcyonacea; Plexauridae. The record is from the annotation of a GenBank genome assembly.